CUCUCGUCUCAAUGCGAGGCGGCGGCGGCUUCUUCGAAGAUGUGGGCGAGGGCGAAGAUUUCGAGGAAAUUGACGAGGAGGAAGAAGAAUUCGACGAGGUUCGCGAGGAGGGAGAAGAGGUCGAGGAAAUUGACGAGGAGGGAGAGGUCUAUGAUGAUCUGGAGGAAUAUGAGGAUGCUAGACGUAUGGAGCGGGUGCAGGAGGAAUGGGAUGAGGAGGAGUUUGAUGAUGAGCUUUGAGAAGAGUGAGG
This is a messenger RNA of Mollisia scopiformis, 250 nucleotides long. RefSeq lists its product as uncharacterized. The record is from RefSeq and is a predicted model, not a curated record. The coding region runs from base 12 to 239 and encodes 75 amino acids. The transcript has a single exon. Lineage: Eukaryota; Fungi; Ascomycota; Leotiomycetes; Helotiales; Mollisiaceae.